GGCAAUCGCGCAAUCGAAAGUGUUGCGCUGCCUAGGAAGGUGGCGCUCCAUGCGCUAGUUCGGCCAACAUGGCCGCUAAGUGUAGUGAGUGUUAGUUUCGUGUCAACAAAAAAUGUCAACAAAUCGCCCCCCUGGGUCCCUUAGGAAAAGGGGACACCAACAUCACCCCCGUAAUGAAGGCACCAGACAUAAGCCGCUUUUGGAACCAGUAGUUUUGGCACCGUUGAGUGUGUACAGUGUGGAUAAUGUGUUGACAAAUAGAGAAAGGGGGGCCCAGCAAACCAAAACAUUGCAAGAAAAUGUAAAAGUUGAAGAAACGCGAACGGAAUUGGGGGGUGACAGUAGUAGAGAAGCCAAUUGUGAUAUUCCAGUGAUAGAUUUAACCCAAUGUGAUGAUGACAUAGUAGAAGUUAGGCCCGAUAACUUAGAUUCUAAUGCUAGUAGUAAUGUAGAACCGUAUGUGGCUAAGAGUUUGAAGAACGACAAAAACCAACGUAUCAGGAAGUCGAGGAAGAGCAAAUCCAAGCAUGAGUCGUCGCAAAAAAGUGUGGAAUCUCGAAAAGCCGUCUGCCAGAGCGAGUUGCUCUUCGCAGAGGACGAUAUGUCUCUGGUGCAGAGACCCGAGGCCGAGGGCUCAAGUUUAAGCGAUCAGGAAACAGAAAAGUCUGAUCUGGACCCCGAAAUGGAGGAGUUAUCCAAGCUACGCUGUACGUCCGAACGGACCGAAGUGUUAGCCGAAAAGGAGAUGAGGAGGCGAGGUCGGCGAUGUGCCGACUAUCCAGGCCUGGCCUUCAGUUCCAUCUUCAGCUCUGACACCCUGAUGAAAUUCAGCAUCAUCAAGAACGAGAUACAGAAUAUCAUGAACACCCAGUUGAAAAGGGCUGAGUCUGAGGUCGCAGCCCUCAACAGACGUAUCCAACUUUUGGAAGAAGACUUGGAGCGUUCUGAGGAACGUUUAGCUACUGCCACCGCUAAACUAGCUGAAGCUUCCCAAGCUGCCGAUGAAAGCGAAAGGAUACGCAAAGCGCUGGAAAACAGGACGAACAUGGAAGACGAUCGCGUAUCCAUCUUGGAACAACAGCUUUCCCAGGCUAAACAAAUCGCCGAAGAGGCCGAUAAAAAAUACGAAGAGGUAGCCCGGAAGCUGGUACUAAUGGAGCAGGACUUGGAGCGAGCAGAAGAAAGAGCGGAUCACGCAGAUAGCAAAAUCGUAGAACUGGAGGAAGAACUUCGCGUAGUAGGCAACAACCUCAAAUCGCUCGAGGUCUCUGAAGAAAAGGCGACGUUAAAAGAGGAAGAGUAUUCGCAGGCGUUAAAACAAGUCGAGCAGCGACUAAGAGAGGCUGAGGCUCGUGCUGAAUUCGCGGAACGUUCAGUCCAGAAACUGCAGAAGGAGGUCGACAGACUCGAAGACGACCUCUUAGCAGAGAAAGAAAAGAACAAAGUCCUCGCAGACGAAAUGGAAGCCACAUUACAUGACAUUCAAAACAUGUAGACCUGCAUAGUCUUUAAGCUCGCGGAUACAUCGGUUUACUAUUUGCUACAUUCAAUUUUCACGUGUCCUCUACACAUGUUAGGGAGGCUUUUUGCCUUGCAAAGUGCUAAUAACGCGACUCCGGGAACGUUUUUAGCCCUCAUUAGCUCAGGAGAUGUAUGAAGCCAAAACAUUCCAAUAGGACCAAUUUUUCCAGUAAAUGAUAUGCCGAUUAAGCAACAGGCUGAAGAAAAUUUUUAUUUGGUGCUUUUUCUUUAUAAAAUUUAAGGAUUUGCUUUGGAAAUGGUGGGCGAGUUUGCGGCGCAAACUUGCGCAUCAUUUCUGAACUUGCGGAUUAACUCGACUAUGUGUGUAACAAAACCGGAUAUAGACGAGUUAUGGGGAACAUAUUGUCGCACAAAGGGACACACUUCGGGCGUAUAAUCAUAGUUCAUUUUUUUUCGGACCUUCAAUCAGUAAACUUGUUGGGUUUCUAGCUAACGUUAAUAUUCCGGCCGUGUUUUUGCUUCUUAAAAAACUUGUGGUUUCUUGGGGUUGGGUCCGUUUUAGUUGCAAUAUGAACGUUAAACCACCACUGCCAUGCCUAUCGAAGAAAAAUGGCCGUUUUUACUUAUUUACAUGCGACCACUUUUCCUGUUUCUUCGAUGAGGGAAACGCAAAAGAAAUAUGUUCGAUUGUCUCAGUGU
Dendroctonus ponderosae (mountain pine beetle) is the source of this 2181-nucleotide messenger RNA. Its product is annotated as tropomyosin-2. The record is from RefSeq and is a predicted model, not a curated record. Gene Ontology annotation, molecular function: actin filament binding. The transcript has 8 exons. Gene Ontology annotation, biological process: actin filament organization; muscle contraction. NCBI's taxonomy places the organism in Eukaryota, Metazoa, Arthropoda, Insecta, Coleoptera, Curculionidae. Gene Ontology annotation, cellular component: actin filament. The coding region runs from base 113 to 1495 and encodes 460 amino acids.